Molecule: messenger RNA, 7506 nt
Organism: Plasmodium gonderi
Lineage: Eukaryota; Apicomplexa; Aconoidasida; Haemosporida; Plasmodiidae
Exons: 2
Coding region: 1-7506 (2501 amino acids)
Biological process (GO): translational initiation
Cellular component (GO): cytosolic small ribosomal subunit
Molecular function (GO): ribosome binding; translation initiation factor activity; mRNA binding
Source: RefSeq, a predicted model, not a curated record
AUGAACGAACUUUUGAUUCGAUCGAAAAGCGGAAUCAAGCUUUAUACAUUUGAAAAAAAUGAUGAUAAAAAGUACAGUAGCAAAAUUACCUUCGAAUAUGAUGGAUGUAUACAUGAUGCCAUUUGGUCGUGCGAUGGGAACUCAUUUCUUAUAUUACAUUCGUUGGAAGGGUUAUUACUAAUCUCAAACUAUGCUGAUAGUGCAAAUAUAAAAGUAAAUAAAAUUACCUGUUUAAAAAGGUACAAAGAAUUAUUUAAUGCAGAUAACAUCAAACUAAUAAAACAUGUACAAUGGUCCCCAAGGAAUGAAUUUGUUGUUUUUUUUUUACCAUUUGAAGAAAAAAAUUAUGUUACAAUAGGGAACCUUUUAGUGUAUAAUGUAUCACAUAAUAAAAUUUUAUGUUCUUUCAGAAUUAGAAAAAAAAUAUGUAGCAAUUGGCCUAUCAUCCAUUUUACAGAUGAUGAUAAAUACUUUUUUUUGGAAAAAAAAUCGAAUAUAUAUGUAUAUGAUACCUUGAAAUUGAAAAAUACAGAUCCAGACAUUCUUCACAAUUUGAAGAAUACAGAUAUCCCGAUGAAUUAUCUCUACACAUGGCAUCAUCCAAAUGUUAUAGCCAUGUAUAUAUCACCUUACGUAAGUGAAAAUUAUGCAAGAUUUUUUAUUGUUCAUACGAAAAAUAACUUCUUAGGGGAUGUAUAUGUAUAUAGAAUUGAAGGCCUAUUAUCAUCUCAAAACCAUGGACAUAUGGAAGAUUGUGGAAAAAGGAAAAAUACAUGUUCAGAUGAUAUCCAAUUGAAUGAAAAUAUGUCUACUUGUUUAGGUAACUCUAGUUUUGGCAUUACUGGUAAUAAUUAUUCCAAAGCAGGAGGAGAAACAACAAAAAUUGACACUCCAAGCGAAGAAAAAAAAGAAGCAUUAGAAAAUUUUGGUGAAAACAAAACUUCUGUCGUAACAUUAGAAUUAUUAAUAAAAAAAAGCUUUUAUAAUUUAGAUAAUCUUAAUUGUAUGUGGUCUCAUAGUGGAAAACAUGUGAUACUUAUGGUAUACACAAACGAUACAACAAAUAAAUCCUACGGUUAUGUAAGUAAUUGUUACUAUUUUUCCCUAUCUUUUAAAAAUAUGUUCAUAAAGAAAAUUAAUGAAAAUAUAGCACAAGAUGUAAAAUGGAAUAAAACAAGUGAUGAAUUUCUCCUAAUCGAAGGAAAGUCAAAUAAUAUUAUCUACCUAUAUGAUCAUACAUUAAAUGUUAAAUUAAAAAUUACCUCUCAAUAUAAAAAUACGAUUAAAUGGUGUCCAUUUGGUAAUAUGAUAGCUCUAGGUGGAUUUGGAAAUCUUGCAGGAGAUAUUAAUUUCUAUUACAAAGAAAAAGACGAUUCAGUUAUUUUAAUAAAACAAUAUAGAGAACCGUGUACAGUAUUAUGUGAUUGGUCAUCUGAUGGAACUCUCUUUAUGACAGCUUCGACAUAUCCAAGAAUGAAAGUUGAAAAUGUUUUUAAAAUUUAUACAUAUGAAGGCAACUUAAUUAAUAGCUUCAGUUUUAAUGAACUUUAUGAUGUCAAGUGGAAGAACACUCUUCCAGGAUUUUUCCCUGAACCUCCCAAACCGCAGGCCAAUCUAAAAGACAACAAACGUAGUGUUUAUAAAAUCAAGUGCUUAAACAAUGAAGGUGUAAAUCGCACGGGAGCAGCUGGAGGGAUAAUGGAGUUGAGCAGCGCUAUAGGAAUGGGAAACGGAAUGGGAAUGGGAAGCAGCAUGGGAAUGGGAAGCAGCAUGGGAAUGGGAAUCACCAUAGGAAUGGGAAGCGGCAUGGGAAUCACCAUCUGUAACAACCUCAGCAAUGGAAACGGAUCUGACGUGCAUGAUGAAAGUUCCUUUAAGCAAAGUAAAGGAGAUAAUUACGAGAAUGAGAAAAUCAAAAUUGGAAAAGUGAUAGCUUCUACCUCGGCUCCCGGUGCUUCUGUGCAAAUAACGGGGACACUCCCACACAACGCUAGUAGGAAGAAGAAGGGUGAGAAGACUAGCAAUGCCUACGACUGGGAUGUCGAUUGGAGGAACCAAGCUGCAUCUGCCGCGGCCGCAGUGCCAGCCGUGCCAGGAGUUUUAACCACAUCGCUAGUUGGCGCAGCUUCUGCAUCUGCUUCUACUCCUGCUGCUACUUCUGCUACUACACCAGCUAGUGCACCUACGAGUGGCGACAAUUUCUCGCCAAAAAGUGUGUGUCCCACGAACAAAGACAGCAAGGUUGGAAGUGUUGGAAGUGUUGGAAGCGUGGGAAGCCUCAGCAAUGUGAACCCCGGCAAUGUGAACUCCAACAGUGUGAACUCCAACAAUGUGAACUCCAACAAUGUGAACUUCAACAAUGUGAACUUCAACAAUGUGAACAGUGGGGAAUCGGUUGAUGAGAAACAGGACAAUGGAAUCACUAACCUUUCAGAAGAUAAAAACCUGGAUAUCCUCGCGAAUAACAAAAACAUUGGUGUUGGUGAUAUGCAGAAUACACUUGAUAAACACAAGAGAGAUGGCUCUAGUAUGAGUAGUACCAUUACGACCGGAUGUAAGGAUCCAAAUGUGCAUACGAAUUCCAUGUUUCAAAAUGUGAAGAGCCAGAAUAUGAGUGUGGCAGAUGACAAGAAGAAACAAAAGAAGAAAAAAAAGGAUAAGGAUAAAGAGAAUAACCAAGACAAUGAAAUGAAGGUCGAAAAGGAUGUAAUUAAAAACAGCUUUACCCCAAAACAAAUUUUAGAAAACAAUCUGCUUGAAUCAUACGCAAGUCAGAAUAUUGAAGACACUACAAACAUUCCGAAUUGUAUGAAAAAAAACAACAAUGAAAUUGGUAUUAUGCAUCCAAAUGGAAUCACCCAAAAUGAUUCCAUCCAAAGGGAUUUCAUCCAAAAUGAUUCAAGCCAAAAGGACUUUGUGCAGAACCAUUUUGAAGAACUCUAUAAAAGCUCUUCCAUGAAUGAAAAAAUGAAAGAAGAGCUGAAGGGAGCUGAUCAGAAGGAGGAAAAAAGAAGCACAGGAGAAGAUGACAAUGCUGAAAAGAAAUAUUCAGCAGAUAGCAACUUGAACGAUGAAAAAGAACAAGAUAUGGAUAAAAAAAAAAAAAAAAAAGAAAAAAAAAAUAAGAAAAAGAAGAAAAAAAAAAAUGAAACAAUACACGAGGCUAAUAAGAACAAUGCUUUUAACAACAUUACCAACGAUGCAAAUACAAUGAUGGUGACAUCACCUCCCAUAACCCCAUCUCCAGAUGUGAUAAAUAAUGAAGCACAACAGAACGUCAACACAUUUACAAGCUUCCUUUCGAAAAUGAUGAAAGGCAAAUCUGGUUUAAACAACAAGCAGAAAUGGAACAAAGAUGUCAUUCCCUCCUCCCCCACUGAUUUUAUCACAUCUGAAUGUUAUCUGUGUGAGAAUAACGAGACUUCUCUCUGCAAUGCAGAAGAAUCAGUAGACAUGAUGGCUAAUAACCCAUCUGAAGAAAACAAUACAUCCACUUUUUUACUAACAAAUGGCACGAAUUGUAGCAGCAUUAAUAAUUCUCCACAUAUCUUAGGCUAUAAUAAGGAAGAAAAUAACAAUAUCUUAAGAAAUAGCGAAAUGUGGAAAAACAAUUUGCAGAAUAAAGACAUUGUUAACUAUGAAGAAUAUGGACAACAUCGCUUUAACGUACCGAAUGAAAACAUUGCAACUGCAUCGCCAUUGUAUAAUCAUCACUAUCUCCAUUUGAAUGAAUUACAAAAUGAAAAAACAGCCGACAGUAAUAGCUCCUCCUUCCCCGUGCUUAGUCAACUAAGUGGGCUGAAACAGAAGAGUAUAAAUAUUAGUAAUAAUAGUAGUAGUAAUAAUAAUAGGAGUAGUAAUAAUAAUAGGAGUAGUAAUAAUAAUAGGAGUAGUAAUAAUAAUAGGAGUAGCAAUAAUAAUAAUAAUACCGAAAUGAACGCGAGCACGUAUCUUCAGCAUGAUUUUGAUGAUACAUCUAAGAGUAACGUCUCUGCUUAUGCAAGCAACAAUCAUUUGUUUCUCGCAAACCAUAUGAACAAAGCUGCGAUGCGCGCACAUGGAAUUAUCGCUGAGGGGUGUGGAGAUAAUACUGUGGGACUUAAUGAUUCCACAUCUAAUGAAUUGAACAUGCGUAGUAACGGAAAUUGCCAUAUUAGAAGUGCAACCCAUGGUGCACACGAUUCAGAUGUGAUGAACCCUCCAAGUGUGAAUCAUCAGAAUAGACAAUCGAAUGAAGAUUUGUUAAAUUUAUUCAAGAAAGUGUUGCCGCAUGCAAAGGUCAACAUUAUUCCAAAGAGUCAAAGUCCAAGUGAAUCAAUCACUAAUCAUCAUACUGGUCAUAUUGGUCAUAUUACACAAAGAACGCAACAUAUUGACAACUGCAGUAGUAGUAGUACCCAUUCUCCAGGAAAGAUUAUUGUGGGAGGAGAUAUUCGAGACGAAUACAAGCAAAUGUCGAGUUUCAAAAGAGAAAAUAUGGAAAUAGAUAUCUCAAGGGGGAAUGAAUAUAUUUCUACAACUGAAGGAAAUACUAGCAGUAAAAAUGCAUAUAGCCAAUAUAACAAAGAUUUUCGAAAUAAAGAAAUGCUAAUGAUGAUGAUGAUGAAGAAGAAGAAACAAGAAAAUGAAAUACAAAAGAAUAAUAAUUCAAUGAUGAAGAACAGAAUGAUGACAUCCAGUCCGGAUAGUUCCAUCCCAAUAAAUAUAAAAACACAUUUACUUAAUUUAGAUUUUUGUGAAUUGUUAAAAUCUUACCAUACUCUUAAUAUACAGCUUAUUCAGUUAAAGAUAUACUGGAUUUAUCACAAAAUUCAGGUUUAUGAUUCUAUGUCUAUUUCAUCCGGUUCUAUGGAUGAAAAAGAAAGUGGAACAUCAAGUUCAGUGAAUGCGAUCAAUAGUACAAUAAACACAAAUGAACACAUUUUGAAAGAAAAAAAAAUUAUAUCAAAAUUGAAAGAAUUAAAAACCCUCUUAGAUUAUGCACACAAUUUAGUGAAGGAUAACUUUGAGAAAAACAAAGAAAAGUAUCAGAAUUUACUUCAACAAUUUGUCGUCAUCUUAAAGCAGCAUGAUAAUCUAUAUCAGCAGAAAAAGGAAAAAAUCAUUAUGAACAAUUCUGAGAAGCAUAACAUUGUGCACUUCAUUUACAAUAUAGAAAAAAUUCUACAAAAAUUUUGCAUACCGACAUAUGAGGAAUAUAUGAUGAACACAUUACCAAUGCAAGACAAUUCUACCCAAUACCUUGAUAAUACAAAUGAGAAAUUAAUACACGUAGAGGAUUUCUCGAAAAAAUAUAAUAAUAAUUACGCCACACAAAAGUGUUCAUCAAAAAAAAAUGGAAAAAACAAUACUAGCAUGAUGGAGAUUCAACAAAAAUUAAUGAUGCAAAAAAAAAUAAAUGAACAUAGUACAUACAACGAGGAACCAUACGAUGGACAAAAUCUAAUUCAAAAUAAAAUAAGUCUCAAUGAAUUUCAGAGGAAUUACAUGCUAAAUUCAGUUCUAUUAAAUAAAGAUGAACAGAUGAAGAAUUUCAUAAAACACAUGAAAGGAGAUAACUUAAAAGAUCUUCCUUCUCCUAUUAGUUAUGGGGGCGACAAGAAUAUCCCAACUCAUGGGUGUGGAAGUGGAAAUGAUGAUGUCAUCAGCACAGCCACCUUUGAGCCCGACGAUGGGGGUGCAUUAAACAGGGACGUACAUGUUAGAAGUGAUCAUCACACAGAGAGUAACAAUGGUGGUGAUCACAAUGGUGGCAAUUACAAUCUUGGUAGUUUGAAUCAUGACAAGGGCAGCACUCACGACAGCUACAUGCACGAAAAUCGUAACAGUAGCAACAGUAUGAACGCAUGUCCAUCUCCCCUUCUAAACAGAAUUAACAGAUCUCUUUUAAAUAAAUUGACCCAGGAAAACACUACCCAUCCAUACACACCCCUCACCCCUACACACGAUAGUAUUCAAGACUUGUCACAGAACUACAACUUCCUUGAAUUAUUGAGAAAAAAAAAACAAAUAGAAUUACAAAGUGGUGUGCAAGGUGGUGAUGUGUGCAACAUUCAGAAUAGCAACAGCUCCCAUAAUAAUACCAAAAGUAGUAUGAAUAAUACCUUGCCGAUCAGAGAAAAUUACAUGACUGCAAAUCCUAUGCUGAACAAAGCAAAUUAUAAUUCUCAUGUAGGGAAGAAGUUUAUUAUCCAAGAUAAUGUUAAUCCUCCUCCUCCUCCUCAUCAUCAUCAUCAUGAAGAUGAUGAUAACAUAGCACUUAAGAUCAAAAGUAUGAUUCUAAUGAGGAAUAAGGAACAGUACCAUGAGCAGAGCCAUUGUUCGGUAGUAUCACCUCCUGCAGAGCAUCUAAAUUACAUUUUUCAAAAUGCCAAGGCUGAUAAAAUUCUACACACAAAUCAGGAGAAACAGGAUUUGAAAACAGAAAAAGUCAUUUCAAUUUGCAGAAAAGAAGAAGGGGAUAUUAUAAUAAGCCCACAGAUCGAGGCCCGAAAACAAGAUAUACAUCUUACUAAACACAAUAAUAAAUACAUUUCUCCAAAUGAUUGUAUCCAUUUUAGUGAUUACAAUGCUCUUCCAAAGAAUAUCAAUAUGAAUAGUGCAGGAAAUAUUAUUAACCCUUCUGAAGCAUUUUCUACUACGAAGGGUAUUAACAUGGCAGGAACAGAAAAUAAUGUUGGUGAAGAAAGUAUCAGCUUAGCAGGGAGAGGAAAUAUGGAUGAUGCUGAUAGCACGAAUGAUUAUAUGAGAAUGUUGAGGAGUGCACAAGGUUUACUUUAUAAGACAAAUAAAAAUGGACAUAAAAAUGAGCACAGAAAUGAGCACAGAAAUGAGCACAGAAAUGAGCACAGAAAUGAGCACAAAAAUGAGCACAAAAAUGAGCACAGAAAUGAGCACAAAAAUGAGCACAAAAAUGAGCACAGAAAUGAGCACAAAAAUGAGCACAAAAAUGAGCACAAAAAUAACCAAUCAAAAUCCAUGAGUCAUAUAAGGGGAAGUUCCACGAAUGAAGAAAAGAAAUCAGAAAAUGUGGAAAAAAUCCAUUUAGACUAUUUUGAAAAGGACAUGAAUGAAACAGUUGAGCAUACCUUAGCUCAUCCCCAUUCACCACAUUCCACUCCCCAAGUUCCAUCGCAGUCGUCUCAAAUACUUAGCAAUAUUCAAAGUAUUUACAAGACGAGUAGCACCAAUAAAAGUAUGAACAGUUCAGGUGAAAAAAAAAAUACAACAUGCAAUUUAUUUGAAAUUGAAGAAACCAAACGCCCGGAUGCUUUGCGGGACAAGUGCUGGCAAUACGUGGAUCCAAAGGGGGUAGUACAGGGACCGUUUUUCCUUGACGAAAUGAGAAUAUGGAGCGAAAUGGGAUACUUUGAACCCAUGCUGCCAGUUCGCUGUUGCGAUUCUGACAGAUUUGUUGCACUGAACAAAUUGUUUCCACCCCCUCACAAACCCUUCACUAUUAUCCCCAAGCCCCAGCCGAUAUUGCAAUGGGACGAAGAGUUAUGA